GCCCCGCCCCUCCGCUGCUGACGCCGCCGCCGCCGCGUUGUGAGGACCCUGCCGGGCGCAGCCGCUGCCGCUCCUUUCCUCAGGCGUCUGCUGCCGCUCUUCAACCUUGGUCUGGCCUGCUUCCCUUCUCUCCCCCCCCUGCCCACCCCCGGACUUCCCUCUUCUCCUCGAGGCGGCCGCUGGUUUUCGCCCCUUCGCCGCCGCCGCCGCGUCAGGUUCUCGCCGCUCCUCGCUCGCCAUGACCUUGUUGACUGCCAGCAGCAGGGCGGCCGCGCGCCUCUUGGGGGCCAAGGUGAGGUGAAAUUCCCUUUCUCGCCUCCCCCGCCGGCCAUUUCGCCCUUCCCGGGGCCUCUGACAGGCCGCCCUUAAAGGGGCCGCGCCCUCCACGAGACUUGCCCGGAGGCCUCGCGAGGGGUGGGAGGCUGUGUAGCGCGUGUUUGAGUGGUGGGGGGUUGCGUCCCAACUCUUGCUAAGGAGCAGCAGCUGGGAUCUUCUCGGGAUCUUCCGGAUCCCUUGGGAUCUGCCGUUGCAGUGCGCGGGGGGGGGGGGUUCGUCUUGCCCUGGUUCUGUGCAACUUGGCUGUUCCGGUAUCGGAUCCGUCGGGCUUUUAAAUCUCAGGGUCGUGGGUUCGAGCCCCACGCUGGGCAAAAAAUAAAAAAAGAUUCCUGUAUUGCAGGGGGUUGGGCUAGGUGACCCUGGGGGGGACCCCCUUCCAGCUCCAAUAUUAUGGGAAUUCGUAGGGCGCGGGGUCUCGUAACGCGAUUGUAGUGGGGAGUGGGGCCUGUGCUGGGUACAUCUGUGUCCUUGGGGUGGGACUGCCUUAUCUACCGCCUUAUCCACCGCUCCACUUCCACGUUUCUCUUUCAGAGGACGUUGCGUUAGGUCUAGGCUUGUUGAAAGAUGUUCUCUACUUUAUUACCCCGUUAGGCUGCUGUUUCCCCUCCCGUAUGAAAUCUUAAAGGGAGAGGGAUCUUUAUUGGUGGGGUGGAGAAAGAGAGAAAGGCAACGAAAUGGUGAACUGCUGUGGUUGGUUGGUGGGUAAGAGGUAAAAGAAGAAACUGUUGCUGUGUAAUAUAUCCCUUUCUCCUCUCUUCCCAUUAAGAGGGUUGACUUCAUUUUGAGAUUUCCAUCAUCAUAUGUUUUGGGAAUAUCAGGCCUUGGCAAUGGCAGACUUGGCUUUUUCCUGUUCACGUGACCUCUGGAUGGGAAACUGCUCAUUCCCUCUGACAGGUGCGGUUGUAUGCUCCCGCCCCCAGUCUUAAGUUUGGUAUCUAGGGGAAAGGUGCAGCAGGCAUAUUCUGGUUCCUUUUUAUAGCAGGUGGAUUGAAGCAGCUAAACUGGUGCAUGUUGGUGGAAAUGUAGCUAAGCUAGGAAACUGUGCCUCCUUUCCCCCCUCUUGUGAGAUCCCCAGCCCUUAUUAAACAACUUGAUCACCUUUAAGCUUCUCCUAGGAUGCUUAGAGGGCAAAAGGGUCAGCUGUCAAAAGGGUGAAGUUGGGAUGGAGUAUCCCUUAACAUGAGUAAUCAACGUCAUGCUGCUGGUUGCUAGUUUUUCUUAAAGUGGAAGAAAUACUAGCAAUUGUUUCAUGGAAGGGAAACAAUGCAUGAAUCUAUAAAUUAAUGUUUGCUGACUGGCUCACACCCCAGCAUGGUGGAAUGUUGGAAGGGCAAAGUAGGCCUCUAGUCUAAUGUAUUUGGAAAGUAGUGCAGCUUCCUAGUAAGCAUUUUCUUUUCUUUUGCUGCAAGAUUGCAGUGAUAAAGUUGUGGGAUGUAUUAGAGGCAACAAACACACCAUGCACAGACAUCCUGUAACAAGUGAUAUUUCUUGAAAGCAGUCUCUUUCUAUUGGGCUAUUUUCCAAGUGCCCAUUUUUUCUUCGUGAUCUGUGUUCUCCUUUGCUACAGUCUAAUUUUCUGCCUUUUAUUGAAAGUUCAAUAUGCUGUUUGCUGUUGUCUUGCUGAAAAGUCUGGCUGUGGCUUUUUCCCUAGGAUAAAGGGCCAUUUGACAAUUUUAUUUGAACUCCAGACUCACUAUAUUCCCUAACCAAUCGAUUGCAAAUGGCUAAUCCCAGAGCAUUUAUUUUGGGCUUAUUUACCUUUUCCCCAUUCCUGACUUCUGCCUGCUCUGUUGCUGUACUUUGACUAAAUUUUGAUGACUGAGGAAAUCUGUUCUGUUUCUGCGUAGUACAGAUAUGCAGCAGGGCAAGUAGAUAGUGAAGUUAAAAUUAGGACAUACUUAACUUGGGUCUGAAACAAAAGCCAGAUGAGCCAGACUUGUAGUGACCCGAGUAAGCUCUUCAUCUCUCUGCUCCUAAUCCUCUCCCAAAUACCUUCCCCCUUUUCCUUUUUUGAUUUUUAGCUUUUUAUUUCUCUUUUAAAUUUUGCUUCUUGUGGUGGUGCCUGUUCUUUCUCUUCAGGGAGUAAUUGCAUUUCCAGCACUCUUAAUUGUAUUAUGUGGGUGUCUGGAGAUUUCAGCUGUCUCUGUGAUACUUACAACGCUGGGCUAAAAUUGUAGAUGUUUGAGCAGGGGGGAGGCAAAUUGUGGGUCCUACCUGUGGAGUAUUUGUCUUGCUUACAGUGAGUGUAAUUAUUGGGAUGUAGUAUUUGGAUCUGCUCAAAUCUGGUGUGAUUGAGAACCACCCUGGAUAUGCAAGGGUCUCCAGGGAUGUGUCUGGCUUCAGUUUCAACCAUAUACAAUAUGUGAAUGUUUUUCACAAGUGUUGAUAACUACAAAGGAGUAAUUAAUGUUUUAUUUAUUUAUUAUUUGUUACAUUCAUUUCCUCCCAAGGGAACCGAGAGCAAGCAUACAGAUGACCUAAAAUAAUAAAAUGCUCAUCUAAAAAAACACUGCAAUAAAACAAAAUUUGUGCUUUCUGCUGGUAAAGGUAAUAAAAGCUUGGCUCCAAUCACUGUUCCCUGAAAGUUCAAACAGGUGUUUUUUUUUAGUGUUGGAAAAAAAAUGUGUUGGGGGGCAACUGGACAGUACAUUGUAGAAAGGAGCAAUUAAUGUUUUAUUUAUUUAUUUUUUGUUACAUUCAUUUCCUCCCAAAGGAGCCCAGAGCAAGCAUACAAAUAACCUAACAUAAUAAAAUACUCAUCUAAAAAAACACUGCAAUAAAACAAAAUGUGUGCCUUCUGCUGGUAAAGGUAAUAAAAGCUUGGCUCCAAUCACCGUUCCCUGAAAGUUCAAACAGGUGCUUUUUUAGUGGUGGAAAAAAAUGCGUUGGGGGCAACUGCACAGUACAUUGUAGAAAGGUGUCACCCUUCCCUUGGUAACUUUCCUUUACAGUAUAAGUCUCUGGUCCUAUUCAUACCUUUGGGAAAGCAGGUAUGCACAAACUGUGUGGUGGGAUUGAGGUGGGCACUUGCCUGCAUUGGCAAUAUAAGCUCUUCAUCUUUAUGCUCCCAAUCCACUAUUUCUUCUCCCAGCUGUGUUCCCCUCUUCCUUUUUAAUUGCUGUUCUCUUUUUCUGCUGCUGCUUCAAACAAUAAUUGCCAGUAGCAGGAGAAGGGCUGCCUUAUCUUAGUUUUCCAUCUGCGAUGCCUGUUGCAGCUACGUGACAUCAGUUGCUAGCUGCAAAGAGGGGAGCCUGGUCUUUUGUAUUUUCUACUCUUGUAUUGCUUUAUCCGAGUUGUGUAAAGGAAGUGCCAAGUUCUUGAGUGUGCUCUUUGGCUGGAUAUACUUAAUUCAACAUCAAGUCACAGCAUAUAUGCUGAUAGUGUUAGUUCUAGUGAUACGUAUUCCAUGGCCUCAAAAACAUUGGGUGGGAUACAACUAACUUGUUGGGGGAACCCCAGAACAGCUUUAAAAGUGCAUGGGGGGGGGGAGUCGCAUUGCAUGAGUGGACCUAAUUCCUCAAACACAUAACGAAUUCCACCCACUGUGUGGUUUUUAAAGAGCAUGUGUCUCUUGCUUACACAUGUUAGACCGUACUUGCCAAUAAAAUGUCACAUUCAGGUUUUAAUAGGUACUCUGAGCUGGGAUUCUGUAAUGGGGAUGGCAGAACCUGUUUUCCCCCAAGGAUUCUUCUGGUUUACAGGUGAAGAAAGCAAGAGCUUUAGCGGGGUGUAAGCUUGCAUUAAUGGAGGAAGUAAGCUCUUGUUUGCAUAAGGUUUACCUAAGAGUGGUUUCGUUAUCUUGUCCUGAUUUGUAUUUUAAGAGUGUAGGAGAAACUUUGGGUGUGCUUGGGCACAGCCAAGAGCUGUUCUUGUGCAAUUAGAAGUACUGUAUAUAAGAUUCAGAGAUCCACCCAGCCUCAAUCAGCCAUACAGAAGUGCACCUUUCUUCUUUCGGAAAGAGAUGGUGUGCUGGUUAUAAUCUCAGCUCUGCUACUGUUCCUCUAAACUCUUUACCAAAUACUCUGCCCAUCAGCAACUCAGUCCACUGCUCUUCUCUUAAAGAAUGGGGUUUUGAGUUGAGAGUAGUCUGUUCAGGUGUUUGUAUAUGACUAACCAAAAUACCGUAUUUUUUGCCCUAUAGGACGCACUUUUUCCCCUCCAGAAAUGAAGGGGAAAUGUGUGUGCAUCCUAUGGGGCGAAUGCAGGCUUUCGCUGAAGCCUGGAGAGCGAGAGGGAUCGGUGCGCACCGACCCCCUCUCGCUCUCCAGGAUUCAGGAAGCUCUGCACAGCCCUCCGGAGCCUGGCGCGAAGUCGCGCCGGGCUCCCGACGGCUGCGCAGAGCUGCCUGCAGCCCCGGGCUUCGUGCAGCUCCGCGCAGCCCUCCGGAGCCCGUCGCGAAGUCGAGCCAGGCUCCCGAGGGCUGCGCAGAGCUGCCUGCAUUCCGAAGCCUGGGACGCGCUGAAGAGCACGCCCGGGCUACGCGUACCUCUGCGCAAGCCUGGGGAGACCAGCACUUUGCGCCGGGGUUCCUAGGCUUGCGGAUAGCAGGCUGUUCUGGGGUCGGGGGAAGCUCGGGCUUCCCCCGCGCCAGCCCCACGCCUGGGGGGGAAAGGAUUUUUUUCCCUUUAUUCCCCCCCCCAAAAAAACCUAGGUGCCUCCCGUGGGGCGGUGCGCCCUAUGGGGCAAAAAAUACGGUAUGCUAGGAAGGGAAAGUGUACAUGAACACACUAACUAGCUCUACAUUCCGAAUCCUGUUGUCCUUUGUGUGUUCUAGGGCAGCAGCCUGCACUUGGGAAACCACUUGCACUUGUUGAGUUCCCAUGCAUUUUGGAAAACUGGAAAAGCAGGGUUCCAGAACAAAGGGAAGCUUCCAUGAGUACAGGAGCCUUCCCUGCUGCAGGCAGAUGUAUUGGAACACAUGGAGAAUGAUAGACCUGGAGGAUGCAAGAGCUAGGGUGUUUGUGCAUGCACUUUCAUUUUAGUUAGACCUUAUUACAAAUGCCUGAAUAAUUAUAAUGUGGAUCUGCAACUCUGGCAGCCUUGACUGUUUGAAAGAACCCCCUUUCUUUGUUCCUAAGUGUUAUGCAGCGUUUUCUCUUUUUGGGUGUUCCUUGGAACUCUGUAUGUGGAUAUUCAGAAGGACAAACAGGUUAAUGUGCAGCAUAAAGUUCUUGAGGCUAGAUAAUGGACAGUGAGUGAUCAAAUAAGUUUGGGAGUCACUACAGUGGUACCUCGGGUUACAUAUGCUUCAGGUUACACACGCUUCAGGUUACAGACUCCGCUAACCCAGAAAUAGUGUUUCAGGUUAAGAACUUUGCUUCAGGAUAAGAACAGAAAUUGUGCUCCAGCAGCAGAAGGAGGCCCCAUUAGCUAAAGUGGUGCUUCAGGUUAAGAACAGUUUCAGAUUAAGAACGGACCUCCGGAACGAAUUAAGUACUUAACCCAAGGUACCACUGUACAAGGAGCAGUGUUUCAGAGUGGUCUCUUUGAUAGCUCAAACUCUGCAGUAGGGACAGUAAGCCUCAAAAUGAAACCAGUUCCAAGUCUUCAACUUUGCUUUUGCAAUCUAGCUGCAGGGGCAUCAGGACAGAUAACAAUGACAGACAUAACCUUAGUUGGAGACUAAGGAUAUAUCCACACUGGGCCUAAGAAGAAGCCCUCAAAGAGGAAGAAGCCUGCAUUGUUGUCACUGGAACUAAUAGAGCCCUGAUCUCCAGAGCUUUCCACAUUAGUUUUAGUGGUGGUUUUUGUCUGUUUAAUUCUGUAAGCUACUUUGUGUGUCCAAACACAGGAAAAACAGGGUAAAAAUAAUAAACGCAAACAACCCCAUAUCAGUAAUUGAUAGGAUCUCUUUCAGAAAGUAUGUGCAUGAAAAUCCAUUGCAUAUAUUUGAGUGUUUGGGCAGAAAGACAGUAUAUAAAUAUAGUUAGUACUGUAAAUAAGUAAGUAAGUAAGUAAGUAAAUGAAUUCACAGCCAUGUUGUGUUAACUUUAAACAAGUUAAGGUGUGUAAAAAGCACAAGAUGAUGCCAAAACAAACAGGUGCUUGUUGGGGUUUUAUAUCUUGUAGGAAACUCUCUCUGCUGAUUGGCAGUGGGUCUGCUACAUGCAGCAGGUCCUUCUCAUAACUCCUAUUCCAUAGUCACAGUUUCGUCCCAAGUCCCUUAUGUUACAAUUUGGGUCCCCUGAAGGGGCUAGUAUUCCUGCUUUUGUCAAAUCAACUUGAGUGAUGGCCAAAGGAGAAUGUGUAUCUCAGUUUAAUUUGGCACACCUCUAAGAGGAAAAAACGUUUUCUAGUACUAUAGGCAAGUGCUGCUUUGAGAAACCUUUGCACGGUUUGGACCUCCCAAGUCAGAUGGCAUGAUUCACGUUUCUUCCAUGGUGAGUUAUCGUCCCACUGAGUUUUGCUGGCAAGCUGGCCGUUGGCUGGAUUGCAUCACCCAGAUCCUGAUAACCAGGUUAAAAUGACAUGGAGGUGUUUGGCUGGCCUUGCCACCUUAAUUGCCCUUAUUGUUGGGUGCAUGCAAGUCAAGCUAAACAUCAAGGUCUGUUUAAAGUAGGUUGCAUUCACUGAGCCAUUUGACAGUGCCUCCAAAUGACACGAGUCUGAAAUCGGGAACAUUAUUAGGAUAUUCUUUAUAUGUAGCUUCAGUAUCCACACAAGAGAACAAUCUAAAUCCAGGCUAGCAGUAUAGCUGUCCUCCCUAGCUUACAGAAGAAAGCACAGAAAACGUGGUUGCAGAGGUUGGAUGCAGCUCCCUCUGGGUCACAGCUUGUUCACUAGUCUGUGCCUGAACAGAUUUAUAUAGGAAUCCCUUAAUUGGCUCGGACUCCUGCUGGCAGAUAUAAACUGCCCUCUGCAGAAAGACAGCAUUAUCUUGGGUGAGGUCUUCUGAUCUGCUGUCUGUAUUCCCAUUGCAAGGGUGGGGUGGGGUUUAACUUCUGAACUUUUCCAUUACCUUCCUAGUAGAGAUGCAUCUAAGCUCUGAGAAUUCCAUCCCUUCCAGAACAAAGAACAUAGACUUUCCGAAGACCCUUCUGCCUUAGCGGCUGUCUUCUGUCUGUGCAUGCAGAUGUAUGUGCAUGCCCACUCCACUUAACAUACCACUGCUAAAAUGCUUUUGAGGAGCCAAACUUGUGGCUGGGCAACCUUUCCUUCUCAGUUAUAGGUGGGAAAUUGCUUUUAUAUCACAGCAAAAGCACAUAAUACACUUCAGGCCGUUCAGCUGUGAUAUGUCCAUUGGUCGUGGAAUCUAUGUGUAAUUUGUUUUCUUGGUUUUAAAGAACAUGUAUGCAAAAACUCCCUUGUUCUCCUUGCUUCAUAGGGACCGUUUUCAAAACUUUAGGAAGCUCAGCCUAAAACAAGACACAGGAAAAGGACAGUUUCCAGGGUCUAUGGGGGGGACCCAGUUUUUUGUCCAGAGUUCUAGUUCUAGCUUGACGUUUCUACUGCAUUCCCAUUCUGUUCUUUUAAGUGUUCUUCCUUUUAUUGCUUUAGCAUACCAGUCAACGGCAGGCAAUGGUCUCUCUAAAGGUAUAGCAAACAUUUUGAUCAAAUUAGACCAGCCUUCCUCAACAAGUACCCUAUGGAGUACAAAUUCUGAUCAACUCCAGCCAACAUGGCAGAUGGCCAAGAGAUUAUGGGAGUUGUAGUCCAAAACAUCUGGAGGGAACUAGGUAGGGGAAAUCUGAACUAGACCAUUAAAAUAAAACAGGUUAUUUCAUUUAUAAUAUUUAUGUCUUGCUUGUCCAUUAAUAAUCCUGAAAUGGUUAGGUUUAGUAUUGUCAUUAUUAUGUAAUAACACAGUUGAGUGCAGGGUUUCUGUUUCCUCGGUGUAAAAACAUGUCCCAAGGAAAAAGGCUGCUGUCCUGGCAGUAGUAAAGCAUAACCACUUGUCAGUAGUAACCUUAUCAAACCCUAGUGUGUUCAACCUAACUGGGGUAGCUCAGUCGGUAGAGCAUGAGAAUCUUAAUCUCUGGGUCGUGGAUUUAAGUCCCAUGUUGGGCAAAUGAUUCCUGCAUUGCAUAGGGUUGAACUAGAUGACCCUCUUGGUCCCUUCCAACUCCAUAAUUCUAUGAUUCUACGUGAGUUGUUCAUUAGUAAAUCCUCUGACCCAGCAACUCCAUAUGCUUCCAGUGAUCUGUUUGCUGAAGCUCUAAGACAGCCUGUGAAAGCACACAGGGCUCAUUAUCUUUGCUUCUCUACCUCUUGCUCAUUCUUUUCUUAGGAUGUUUUAAAAAGUAAAAUAAACCCGUUUCAUAUAUUACAUCUGGUAAGCGACUGCAGUUUCUGAAGCGCAAGGUGAGCAGGUUUUGUCCAUGACUUUGCAAAAUUCCCUCACAACUGCAAUAAAUAUUCCACAGUACAGUGCUUGAAAAGAGGCAGUGAAGGCAUUCAAAAUUGGAAUAAGAAAGAUUUCAAUUUUCUGGGGGGGGGGGGAAAUGGUCUCUUGUGAAGGCAGAGAUUAUUUAGGACCUAAGGCUCUUCCUUUGCUUUCUGUUUACAUACUUCCCUUUUUCUGAGUCAGAGCUUUCAUGACUCUCAUUUCUAAAGCACCAGAUGCUUUAGAUAUUUAGGAAAGAAUAGGUCUAUUUAUUUAUUUUUAAUACAAUGCAAUCUUGCUUGAGGCUUUCUUGUUUUCUUUCAUUUGUAGAACAAAAAAUAAAUAAAAAUGGCUGCAGUCUUGCUUUUAAGAAUACUCUAGAUUUCCCUAGGCAUAAUUUCCUGCUCUGGAAGCUGUUAUGGUCAUUUGUUCUUAAAGUGACUUACCAAGACACAGUGAAUAACACUGGUUUCUUAGUUCUCUUUUUUAUUGUUUAUGGGCAUCCUUAAGAAGGCACAGGUGGCUGCCGAGAAGAAGGCAGAUCAUUUAUCCUCUGCUAAUACUUUUUACUAGAGAUAGCUUACUCCUUUUGUACCUAUCCUGCAGGUGUUACUCAAUUUCAACUGAAAUUAAGCAAAGAUUCACUGGUAUCAAACUUCAGAAGCUCAACACACUUCCACAGUAAUCAGUCCAUAAACCAAGUAGUAAUAUCCAGCACUAUAAAUAAAUCAUAUCCUGCACUAUAAACACAUUGAGCAUUUAACCACUUGGAUGACUCCCAGAAAUUGGAGUCUUUUAUCUGCCACCUUCCCUCCCAAUUCUUGAGUGUGGUGGUUUUCGGUAUGCAUAGUAUUUGUUUUCGUUUUUGAGAGGUAUAUCACAUUGAGAAAGGAACUUGCCUGUGGAGGAGUUUCAUGUACGGGGUGGGGAAUGGGAUCUUGGACUCCUGCAUCAAUCAAAAGGCAACAUUCUGUCCUGAGUACUUGGUUCUACUGAGAACAAUGGGAAGAAAGUCUGAUAUACAGUGGUACCUCGGCUUACAGACACUUCAGGUUACAGACGCUUCAGGUUAUAGACUCCACUAACCCAGAAAUAGUACCUCGGGUUAAGAACUUUGCUUCAGGAUGAGAACAUAAAUCACGCAGCGGCAGCAGGAGGCCCCAUUAGCUGAAGUGGAACCUCAGGUUAAGAACAGUUUCAUGUUAAGAACGGACCUCCAGAACAAAUUAAGUUCUUAACUCAAGGUACCACUGUACUGGCUGUUGGGGGCAAGGAAGCGUCCCCAUGCUUUGAAGGGAGAAGGCCCUUCCCCAGCAGAACAGUGCCUCUGGGACCUGAGUCUGCUUUAUGCCUUCUCUUUCAACUUAAAUUUUAGGGUUCUUCAGUCAAGGAAAAGGGGAACAAAUGGGGAGAGCAAAAUAAGAUAUGGUUGGAUUUUUAGGGUUUUUUUGCAUACUUUAUCCUUGAAUUCAGCAGUGUCAGCUCCUGCUGGUACAGUAGUACCUCGGGUUACAUAUGCUUCAGGUUACAGACUCCGCUAACCCAGAAAUAGUGCUUCAGGUUAAGAACUUUGCUUCAGGAUAAGAACAGAAAUCGUGCUCCGGUGGUGCGGCGGCAGUAGGAGGCCCCAUUAGCUAAAGUGGUCUUCAGGUUAAGAACAGUUUCAAGUUAAGAACGGACCUCUGGAACAAAUUAAGUACUUAACCCGAGGUACCACUGUAUACUGAAAGAGAGAGAACAUGCAUAAGAGCUGGAAACCACACAAUGGAAAAAACAAAAACAAAGAUCAGUCUUAUUAAUAAAAAUAAUCAGAUGGCAACUGUAGUACCUUACUGACAUAAUACAGUUGGCUUGCACAAUGGCUUUCAGAUGAUUCACGAAAAUUAAUCCCUAGCCAAAGACUGCAGCCCCAAGUUGGACAAAGGAAAGUGGAGCCACAGAAGAGGCAGAGAGCUAGCAAAGAAAUAUCAUGAUGCAGUUAAGAUGACACCUUGUGGUACAAACAGUUCUCCUUUUGGUGGACUUCUUGUAAUAUACGCAGUCCUUCCAUGUAGUGAUAUCAGACUUGACUGUGCAAUGCUGUCAGGUGGAGACUAACAUAGGCAUGUCAUUAUAUUGUGUGGUUUUCCUGAACCCCAGAAAUGUCUUAUUCUGCUGAUAGCUGAAGUGUCUGCUCUUUCACCGUCACCCCUUUCAAAUGUGUAAAUACCAGAGUUCUCAUGGAUUUAUAAGUUCUCCAGAGACUUGAGUACUUUUCCAGCUCUCCAUUUGCACUUUGACUAGAUGUUUCUUUCCUAGUCAAACAAUAGCUUGUGAAAGAAACUCAUUCCUUAUUCUCGGAUUGCUUAUCCUCAGAAUUCAGCAGUAUUUACCAGAGCAUUUCUGACUGAGUGCGUACAGCAAUGUAUGUCUAGCCUCCCCUGGUGCAACUCAACACAGACUAUAACUCUAAGUUAGUGGCUGGGGCAAUCCAAUCAGAUGGGUGUGGUACAAAUAAUAAAUUAUUAUUAUUAACUUUGGGAGAGAGGUUACAAAUAUGACAGGCUCCUUGGCUCACUCUAAAGUCUGACAGGAUCAUGUCACAUUUAUUAAUAUUAGUUUUGUAUUCUGUAUUUUGUUAACUGGUGGCUGACAGGCAAUUGCACUCAUGAUUUGAAUAGAACCAUGAUCCUUCAGACAGUGUUAGAAACUGGGAUGGAAAAGCUAGGAGCCAAAUGGCUUCUGAGACCUGGGUUGUGGGCGCCAAAACAGAAUGUAUAGUCGCCACUGGGGGGUCAGCAACACUUUUUAUUUCUUACUUUGAUAAGCAUAAUAUGCAAUUCACAUAAGUGACAUGUUGUUAAUAUCACAUUUUUAGCAGAAAUUGUUAAUACAUGUUUAAUUUGGUUGUGAUAAUAAACAUAUUGGUACCAUACUUCAGUUUUUGAAACGCUUUGCUUUUUAUUAUUAAGUAAAGGUAAAGGGACCCCUGACCAUUAGGUCCAGUCGUGACCGAAUCUGGGGUUGCGGUGCUCAUCUCGCUUUAUUGGCCAAGGGAGCCGGCGUACAGCUUCCGGGUCAUGUGGCCAGAAUGACUAAGCCGCUUCUGGCGAACUAGAGCAGCACACGGAAACGCCGUUUACCUUCCUGCCGGAGCGGUACCUAUUUAUCUACUUGCACUUUGACGUGCUUUCAAACUGCUAGGUUGGCAGGAGCAGGGACCGAGCAACGGGAGCUCACCCCAUCGCAGGGAUUCAAACCGCCGACCUUCUGAUCGGCAAGUCCUAGGCUCUGUGGUUUAACCCACAGUUUCACCCGCGUCCCAAUCCUUAACAUAUUGUCUAUCCUUAACAUAUCCUUCCAAGUAUUCAAAGCACAUACAUUUCAGUAAUCCUUGAGUGUCAGCCAGGCGCAAAAAAUGGCACCCAGACUUUUUGAGGUGCUUGCAAAUGGAGAAUCUUUAGGCACAAAAUGUGCUCUGCACCCUGCUAAUUUCAAACCCUGCCUGCAGAUGUUGAUUCCAGCUCUUAUCAGCCCCAUCUAGCAUGGCCAGUGGUCAAUGCAACAUCUGGAGGGCCAGUGAUCCCUGAUCUACUGCAGGCAUGUACUAUAAAAUAUUUUCACCUUUCUCUCAAGCUUAUUGUGCAAUGAAUCUGUAUAGUUCUUUUAGAAGAUGCAAAAUCCAAGUCUGACAGUCAUUGGAGACACUGUAUAUGUUGUGGCAGAAAAGCAGUGGCAAUUCUUAUGUGCCAUGUUGUCGGCUAUUUAAAUACCUGGUGGGUUGUUUUUUUUAAGCCCAAAUGCCUGUAGUUUUAGACUCAUACAAAUGUGCAUUACACUCAGAAGACUUUGGUAUAAUAGAUUUUUAAAUUUUAAAAUCCCUAUUAAAUAUCAGGUUUGUGUUUUUAUUUAAAGCAGCUAAAGCCACAGUGAUUGAAGUUGGUUGUAAGAAGAGAUGCCUGCUUUAUUGUUCCCAGAAGUUUAUUAGACAGGCUUCUUGAUCCAUCAGGAACGCAGUGAGUUCCAAAGGGUUGUGAUAUCCUCAAAGUGUCCUGUUCUUCUCUCUCACACACAUACACAGAAAAUCAGCACUGUCAGAUUUAGCAGCGUUUCUUUAUCUUGCAAAAGCAAAAUGUUGCCUGCAGAUUAUAAUAACCCACUUCCUUGCCAGCCCACUUGCCUAGGUAACUACGUUAACCACAUGUGUUUCAAAAUAUGAGACACAGCUUUUACUUUCCCAGGUUAGUGGCUAUUUGCAAGCCUGCUCCUGUUAAAGGGGAGCGGGUGUAGCUAAGGUUAAAAAUUUCACAAACUAAUUUGAAACAUUAUAGACAACAGACUAGAGAAUCCAAGUGUACCAGUUGUAUAGCAAAAUACAGUUUUAUAAGAUUCCCAUUUGCGAACUCCCAUUACAGUACUCUUGCAUUCUUCACCGGACAUGAAUUUCUCUCUUGAGGAACAGCUGUGACUGUGUGCAGUCCUCUUAAUCCCUUAAAUAGCAGGGUUCAGCCUCCUCCCUGUAAAUGUUGCAGGAAAUUACCAUCUUCAGCUUGUCUUAUGUGAAUGUUUUUUUUCUCCUUCUCAGCCUCCUCCUAAUCAAGAGUUGUCCCAAGAUAGUUUUCUAGGUCCAGAGUGGAGAAGGGAUGUUUGUUGCUUAGAUACGGCUCUGGGAACCACACCAUUCGCCCCAAAGCAUCCUGCUGUUUACUUUUAAUAGUGACCAAGCUUUUGCUGAUUUGCUCUGGAGGGUAAAGCUGUUGCAAGUUAAAGCUUUCAGUGUACUGAUUUUUGGCAGUAGCCUGGAUCCUGAAUGUCGCUCCAAAGGAACAUAGUUUUGCCGGAAGCUGCUGCCUUUGUUUACCCUGGAUUAUGUAGGGUGACUUUGGAAGAACUGUGGUGACACUGCUUAGUGGAGCUGUGGUAGCACUCCUUCUGUUCCAUGAGGCUUUAUGUGCCAGGUCUGUGUUCAAUGGGCCUGGCCACAAGCAGCCUCUGCGGUGGAGUACCUGUCAUCAGUCGCAGAGGAGCGCAUGUUGAGCCAAGGAACUCGGUUGCUGCUGCGUGGCCUGUCCUGGAAGAUAGGCAGGCAAGUAUGCGCUGCUCAGAAGGCAUUAAAAGCAUAAAAGAGGUAAGCCGGGAGCCAGAAAAGGAGUUCAAAGGAUGCUCAGAGGACACUUUCACAAGUGAAGAGCAAGUCAUCUGGGGGUUGGGAAAGUCUUGUCAGUAGUGCCCAGGGGACCGUUCAUUGGAAACUGGCAGCUUGCAACUUGGCUAAAUUCCUAGACUACAUUGCUUUAUUUUUCCUACUCAGUAGCAGGCUCCGAACAUAGGAAUCUUCCUUAUAUGGAGUCACACCAUUGGUUUGUCUAGUUCAGUAUUGUCCACACUGACUGUCACUGGCUCUCCAGGGUUUUGGGCAAGAGUCUUUUCCCAGCCCUAACUGGAAAUGGCAGGGAUUGAAACAGACCUGCUUGCAGAACAUGUGCUCUACCGUUGAGCUAUAGUCCUUUCCUAUAGAGUCCUAUGCCAUAGUGCCAUAAAGUCCGGACCUUUCUCAGAAGUCAGGAGGUGCCAUCGGUUUUACAGAUGUAGGAUGUGUGUGUGGACUUUUGGUGUUCUGUGUUGCCCCAAAAGCAAAUCUAGAAAUACACACACACACGCAAAAGGCACUUAAUGCAAUAUUCUCCAGGCCAAAGGCUUUCUGUCAAAUUGGCAGUGCUGCCUGUUAUUAAAUGUACUUUCAGUAUUGCUGCAGCUCUGGUUCCAUGCUUAUGUGCAUUGAACUGAUGCCACCGGACCUGAUUGAUAAGCUAAUUGGUUUUAAGAAACCCCCAUCUUGAUGUAGUCUUAGAGUCUUGCUGAGUCUUCCUGAUUUCUCUCUGAGAACACUUUUCCUGUCAGCAGAAUGUGCUCAGCUGAGGCAUAGGUUGCCCGAGUUCCGAUACAGAAAGUGCUCUCAGAAAUCCCUUUGGCUCAUGUCCUGUCAGUGUCUGAUAGGACCUGUCCCUUGGCUUUUGGCUGCCUCUCAAAUUUGUUGGAAUUUGUUUAUUCCAAAUACUUCAUGACAGAGGGACAAAAGAAUCAUCAGUGAUCUGGACUGUUUGUUCUACUGUACAGUAGAAAGCUUCCUGUCUGGCUGUAAUCAUAUGAGGAUGGCGGGAUUAGGUUUUUUUAGUGUAAGGCUUCUGUGAGAAGGGGGAAAAGGGAAGUCUCCUUCUAUGCCAGCUCUCUGGCUUCUGCUUCCUGUCUGCCAUAUUCCAUGAACCCCACCCCUCCUUCCUCUCUGCUACCGGGACUGGUUUGCAAUGAAGACAAGAAUCCCCAACCUAGAGCGUCAGAUCUGAUCCAUUGAGCAGGUACACUCCAGAUGUUGUUGGGAGAAUAACUUCCAUCAUCCCUGACCAUUGGUCAUGCUGUCUGGGGCUGAUGGGAGUUGUAGUCCAGCAUCAUCUGGAGGGCACCAUGUUAGUUAUGCCUGCAUUAGGUCGAAAGGAUGUUUGCAUAAUUUACCUAAUUCUACUCCCCACCCUCUAAAGAGGGUUUUUGCCAAAUUCUAGCUUUUGGCUUGUUGUAAGCCUAGCCCUGGGACGCGGGUGGCGCUGUGGGUUAAACCACAGAGCCUAGGACUUGCUGAUCAGAAGGUUGGCGGUUCGAAUCCCCGCGACGGGGUGAGCUCCCGUUGCUCAGUCCCUGCUCCUGCCAACCUAGCAGUUCGAAAGCACGUCAACGUGCAAGUAGAUAAAUAGGUACCACUCCGGCGGGAAGGUAAACUGUGUUUCCGUGCGCUGCUCUGGUUUGCCAGAAGCGGCUUAGUCAUUCUGGCCACAUGACCCGGAAGCUGUACGCCGGCUCCCUCGGCCAAUAAAGCAAAAUGAGCGCCACAACCCCAGAGUCGGUCACGACUGGACCUAAUGGUCAGGGGUCACUUUACCUUUACCUUUAAACCUAGCCCUAGCACUUUAAAGGGGGCCUGUACAUGCGCAUGUGGAAAUCUCCUUCCCAGGCUUUGUCAAUAGUAGCAUGCACCUUUCCCCAUCAGGUGCCCCAUCAGGUAGGUUGGUGUUCUGUGUAUUGGAACACUUUAUCCCAAGUUUUACAGGCCACCUGGGGGAAGCUGAGUGCAUUUGAGUGCAAGAAAGUAGAAGCAUUCCUUCUUGCAAAGGCAAACUGUACUGAGACAGCUCCUGUGUGUGUCCUGUCACUUGAGAUGUGUUAAGUCAGCUGUUAGCUAUAUCGUAUGCUUACCUUGCAAUUAGUUUCUCUUGCUGUUCCACUGCUGAGUGCCACUUGCAGCCAUUGCUUCCUAUAUCAUUGCUUGUUUAUCUGCUUCUUCUGUUAUUGUAGGAGAUGGGGCUGCAAGAAUGGGAAGGGGGAAAUGGCUUGGGACUGGAGGGGGUGCCUUUGCUCAUCUAAAGCUUUUCUCCUAAGAUUAGAUGUAAAUGGCAAGCAAAAGUAUGGACAUUUGGGACUUCUUUUCAAGUUGGCGACAUACAAAAUAUUCUAAAGCACUUUUAAAAAGAGAGACUUAAAGUAACUGUGAACAUGACAAAAGCAAUGCAACAGAAAAGCAGACAUGUUCCUUGGAGAACGUUUUCAAAAGCAGGCAUUGCAUGCUGGCGUAAAGAGCGUCAACUCAAGGGAGGGAGUUCCACAGGGUGGUUGCCACAACAGAAACAGACCUGCUUUGAGAAAAGAUCUUACUGCAUGCUCUUCAUGCUUUCCAAAGGAAAUGGUUUGCGGAGCAAUGCUUUCUCAGAUGAUCUCAACCAGUGAGAAGGCACAGUAUGGUACUCAUUGUUCAGGGAACUGCUUCUUGAUUUCCUCUGCCCACCCCCACCCCCAGCAUGCAGUUUCCUUGUCUUCAAUUAUCAACCCUUGCUUGUGUUUGGUAGCUUUUGAGAAGCUGAGAUUGGAAGGUGCUCCCCUUGGGUAAUGCCUACCUGGGAUGUAUCCAACUGCUUAUGAAGUUUAAGUGUGUUGGGCCAAAAACGUGGACUAUAGUUGGGGGUGUGUGUCCUUGUUUAUGUUGCUCAUAUAUGCAACCUUCUGCAGUACUGCUUGUAACUGGGGUUGUUCGCAAGGGAGGCUUAAUCUUAAAAAUUGAAAGAUUAUGAUUGGGGCUGUGCAUACUUUAAAAUAAAAAACACCUAGAAAAAAAUCUGAAUACAGUACUAUAAUGACCAAAAUUAUGCAAGGGGUGGGAAGCUGAAUUUGGUUGCCUGUAUAACAGAUACAGAUUCAACCAACUUGCACCCAUCUCUUUUGUAUGCAUAAUUUUGUUUCUGUGCCUGCAUAGUGCCACAGAACACAACUUUGGAUAUGGCAUGUGACCUGUGAGCAGUUUUGGGGUAAGGGUGUUGGUGAACAUUCCCAAGCGUUAAUAUUUAACUUUUUUUAGUCAAAGUUCUGCUGUUGAAUGAUGAAAUUAGAUUCUUCACUUCACCAAAGUCCUUUUGGGCAAUAUUAUUAUAACCCACGUGGUGGUCUGUUAAAUGCAGACAAUGCUUGUGUCUAACACUGUCUGUGUCAACCCUUUGGCUCUGUAAUUCUCAUCUUAGCACAUAUUAACAGGUUGGAAACUCAGCAACUUGCAGGUAUCCAAUGCUGCUAAACCAGCAAGAUUGCCGGACUGUGAAACUGUAGCACACUUCUGAUUACCCUCCCUGGUGUACGUGACUCAUGAUGAGUACUUGCUGAAUGGAGUCUUGACCAAAACUCUUAGGCAGCUGAUGCCAGGCAUCCUACGUUUGCAGGAUACAAAAAACAGUAGAAAUUGGAAGCUGUAGGCAUGGGGACAUAAUGUGUGUGGGAGAGAAGGGGGCGGGGAGAAUACAAUUAAAACAACAAAGAAAGUAGAGCCUAGUAUUUGAAAUUUCAGUAUUGCUUCACCAUAAGACUCCUGCCUUGGUUUUAGCAUUAUCACUCAGCAGAAGUAUAAAAAACUCGGUUCCUGAACCUAACAACAACAACAACAAAAUCAUCUAAAACACAUUUGUUUGAUUCUCUGCAAAGAAUGCACUUCUGUAUUGGUGGUAGGAGCUAUAAGGAAACACCCAAGUAUUUCAAAUGUUUUUCCCUAGUGCUGUAGUGAAAAUACUGACCUAUGAUGGCAGACACUGCAGAUGGUGACAGCAGCCACGAAAUUAAAAGACGCCUGCUUCUUGGGAGAAAAGCAAUGACAAACCUAGACAGCAUCUUAAAAAGCAGACACAUCACCUUGCCAACAAAGGUCCGGAUAGUUAAAGCUAUGGUUUUCCCAGUAGUGAUGUAGGAAGUGAGAGCUGGACCAUAAAGAAGGCUGAUCGCCGAAGAAUUGAUGCUUUUGAAUUAUGGUGCUGGAGGAGACUCUUGAGAGUCCCAUGGACUGCAAGAAGAUCAAAUCUAUCCAGUCUGAAGGAAAUCAGCCCUGAGUGCUGACUGGAAGGACAGAUCCUGAAGCUGAGGCUCCAAUACUUUGGCCACCUCAUGAGAAGAGAAGACUCCCUGGAAAAGACCCUGAUGCUGGGAAAGAUUGAGGGCACAAGGAGAAGGGGACGAGAGAGGACGAGAUAGUUGGACAGUGCUCUCGAAGCUACCAGCAUGAGUUUGACCAAACUGUGGGAGGCAGUGGAAGACAGAAGUGCCUGGCGUGCUCUGGUCCAUGGGGUCACGAAGAGUCGGACACGACUAAACGACUAAACAACAACACAAUGAUGGCAGACUUCACUUGUGUGACAUUGUCAAGCAGAGGCGCCAAGUUGAGCAGAAGAUUGGAAGGGAGCCGAUGACACACACACGACAUAGGCAUGAUGCAGGGACUCCAGGAGGAGCCAGGGGGUGGAGCUGAACGUGAUGGCAGCAUGUCUUCAGUGAUUGGUGGCUCCUCCUCUCUGGCACUCAGCAUCCUCCUCCUCCUCCUGCCACCACCAGCCAGGAGCUGCUUCCCCUCAUCCUUCCCGUCCGUGGCAGCAGCAGCAGGCGGAGCUACCAGCCACUGAAGCCACUCCACUCUCAGCCUCCUCCAUCCCCUGAUUGUUCUCAAAUAUUUUAUCGGGGGACCCGAAGGGACCUGUGCCCCUUAGAGUUGACGCCUUUGUUGUCAAGAGAGUCUCUUUAUAAUCAAGGGACUGAGGUGUAUUUGCAAGUCAGGUGUUAAAUGGGAGUGAAAGGCCAUGGGGUGGUGGUGGGGAAUCUGCUUGGGAUGCAUGUGAGGUUAUUGGUGGUCUGCCCACUUGUAAAGAAAGUGUUUUCAGUUGUUGUCUCUCUUCUCCCUUGCAGAACUCAUCAUGUAUCAUUUUUGCUGCCAGACAUGCCAGUGCUUCUACGGUAAGCAGUUCUUUUUCAUUACUUGUGGGUUGUUCGGGGGAGAUGAGUUUGGGUGCUCUGGACCCUGGCUGCAUCCUGUACUGCUGGGAAGAGAGUGCUGUUGUGCUCAGGUCCCGCUUACAAAUUUCCCAUUGUUAUCUCAUUGGCCGGGGACGCGGGUGGCAUUGUGGGUUAAACCACAGAGCCUAGGGCUUGCUGAUCAGAAGGUCGGUGGUUCGAAUCCCCGCGACGGGGUGAGCUCCUGUUGCUCGGUCCCUGCUCCUGCCAACCUAGCAGUUCGAAAGCAUGUCAAAGUGCAAGUAGAUAAAUAGGUACCGCUCCGGUGGGAAGGUAAAUGGCAUUUCCGUGCGCUGCUCUGGUUCUCUAGAAGCAGCUUAGUCAUGCUGGCCACAUGACCCAGAAGCUGUACGCCGGCUCCCUUGGCCAAUAAAGUGAGAUGAGCACCGCAACCCCAGAGUUGGUCACGACUGGACCUAAUGGUCAGGGGUCCCUUUACCUUUACCUUAUCUCAUUGGCCAUUGUGAGAACAGGAUUCUGGUCUAGUUGGACCUUUGACCUGAUCCAGCAGGACUUUCCCUAUGUUCUAGUGCAGGGGUCGGCAAAGCUUUUGUGGGUUGGGCCGGUUCAUUGUCCUGCAGACGCCGCGGUGGGCCGGAGUGUGCACGCAUGCGCAAACACUAUUUCUGGCACUCCUUCUGGCGCUGAAGCGGCGGGUGCCUCUUCCCAUUGGCUGCAGGAGCUUCCUGCAGCCAAUGGGAAGCUGGCCAGCGUCGCAGAAGGCGGUCCCUGCUCUGCUCUGCGCCUGUUUAGCAUGGCGCAUGGGAGCCAACCGAGUGGGCGGCAGGGGUCCAUGGGCCGGUUAAAUGACCCCCAUGGGCUGCUUGUGGCCCAUGGGCCUUAGGUUGCCGACCCCUGUUCUAGUGUUUGCCCCAGGAAAAUGUCCAUACUGCCUGGCUAGUGACUCACUUUGUCAUUUGUACUUGAGAGAAUGCAAUCCGUGCUGGAUUUAUUAAUUCUCACCCACUCUUUAUUCUACCCCAUGUCUCUUGCAGUACUAGGUUACUGGCAUUUUCUUAACUUUGUGUGUAAGAUCUGGCUGCACUUUUUUGUUUCCAGAACCUGAAAGAUGUUCUUGCAAACAUGAUACCUAAGGAGCAAUCAAGACUUAAAAGCUUCAGGCAACAAUAUGGCAGCACAGUCAUUGGUCAGAUCACUGUGGAUAUGGUAAGUUCUUCCGGUGUCAUCGUUGUAGUAGAAUAUCCGAGACAUUGUAUCCUGCAGGAAAUUCCAUCUCUACCUGCAGGCUGCUACCAGUCUAAAGGAGUAAGUUGCAAAGAAGCCCCUGUGCUGUGCUACUUUUAGGCAUUUUGUCCCCUGGUAAAAUGUCUGGAGUAGGGGCUGGGCAAUAUCUGGUUUUCAAUAUCACCAGCUAAACAUUGUGAUAUACUGAUAUAUCACGAUGUCUGAAAUAAGGAUGGAGCUAUGUAGAGGCAUUGGCUGGCUUCACUGUUUUCCCCGCAUCAUGAUUUUUGCAUAGUGCAUGCACAAACACCAUGAUUCACGAUAUAUUGCUAAGUCAAAAAUUAUGAAGCUGAUAUCAUAAUACAGACUUCAAACCAGUGUUGGAUGACAUAUCAAUAUAUUGCCCAGUCCUAACCUGGAGAGAGGUGGUGAAGCGUGGCCUGGAAAGUUUCACAGAUGAUGACUUCUUUAGUCAAGCCAAUAACAUGGGGUAGGAUUCAACUAGGUUGCUGUGUGCACAGAGCAGAGGUCUGCUUCUGCAACAGGAUUUCAACCCCUGUGCCCUCUAAAUCUGCUCUGGAUGGUUAGGGGAACCCCUCAGUAGGGGGGUGCACAGGGAGGAGAGGGGGGAGAGUCAAGUUGCAUGAGUGGGCCCCAUUGUGAGCACGCGUACCUCACUUAGGACUGCAUUGAAUUCCACCCAUGAGACUUAGGGCAUGGCAAAGCCUCAGCAGGGUUUGAGGAUAUUAGUGACACUAGAGCACUUUUUAAAGGAGGAGAGGAGGAAGAACAGUCGGUGAAUAAAGGGAUAUGGGUCAAAGACAAGAUGCAUGUUCUGGUGACAACUCCAAAAUAAGCUCUUGGCAUCUCAGGCUAAAGGCUGUCAAGAAACAGAACUAGAAAUGACCUCUGCCUGGGACCUUGAAGAACUGCUGUCAGUAGAUAGUACGUGGUUUAAAUACACGAAAGGUCUGCUUCAGGCAUGGCUAUCUCAGGGGCCUAAUUCGGCCCGCUGGUCAGUUGAAUCUGGCCCCCUGUGGCAGUUUAUUUCCCAGGAUAAAAUCCUAAAAAACCUAAAAAAAAACCUCAACAACUUUGUUCGGCCCUCAUGGCCCUUCACUUCAUCAAAUCUGGCCCUCUUUGCAAAAAGUUUGGAUACCACUGAUCUACUUCAUUUCUCAAGUAGCCAUGUUUUUAUUAUGAAAGCAAUUGAAUAUUUGUUGUUGAGCUCCUGUGUUAGCCUUCUGAGUUUGAAGUGAGGCACAGUGAGCAUGGAGCCUCCUAGUGCAGUGGUCCAAAUUGUGAAUACACGUACUCACUGCAAAAAAAGGGUGACACUUACUGUAACAACUUCAUGGUGAGUAGCGGCACCUAUUCUAGAAAAAAAUCACUGGACACAAGGGUUGGCAACUCUGCCUCAAAGCUGUGGUAACUCCUAGAUCAGAGCUUUUCAAACUUUGCAUGUUGGUGACACACUUUUUAGACGUGCAUCAUUUCGCGACAGUUUUACUAGCAAACUGGAGGUUAAACAAACGUCUUAUAAGAGAUAACGGACACCUAUUGUGCGACACACCUACACACUGCAGCCAACACACUAACUUGUUGCGACACACAGUUUGGAAAGCUCUGUCCUAGAUGAUGCAGCCCUUGUGAGCAAGUCUGGAGGGCGUCAUUCCUAGCCCCUUGCAAGGUAGCUGACAUAAAAGUAACAUUUCGUUAAGAGAAAAUGCCAAAGAGAGCCCAACUGCCGUUAAAGCAAUGAGGUCACAUUACUAGUUCAUUGUUUGCGGUACCAAGGCUUUCUCUAGUGUUUAGAUGCCAAAUCAGCUUCCUGGUUAUACUAGUCUCUGAGCAGUGCUGAUUAGUAUCUCCUGCUUUGUUUCUGAAUCUGAAGUUCAUUUAAUUAAUUGUUUGCGAAGUGGUGCCUCCUCCAGCUUUGGUGCACAGUAGCAAGGUUUUCUGGGUGCCAGCUGGAAAGCUGAGCCUUGACGGUUGUUGAAAAGGACUCUGUUCUUCAGUCUGGUUUUUGAGGCCAUUGACAAAAGGGGAAGAAGUAUUUAAGCCAGAGCCAAGGUUAUAAGAGAUUUGCCACUAUGCUUCCUGGUCUCUCAAGAGCCUACAGAGUUGACAAGGAGUGGGGAAUAAAGCUAUCAUUUUGGCAAAACAGGGCAUUGGAAACAAUUCUGCAGCAGAAUCCUCACCUGGUACACCUGAGACUGUUAUGCAGUCUUUGUGCAACGUAUCAGUUUAUUCUGGCUGCAAACUUCGGGCCGUGCUGAAAUUUUGGGUUAACUUAAAUCAGGGGUGGUGAACUGCUAGCCCAUAAGCCUUCCCUGGUGGCCUAUCAGCGCCCCCCAACUCAAUUUUUCACUGGUGCCAUUACCACCACCAAAGGAAGAAAGUGUGCAAAGCACCAGUGGGGACAGAGGGAUAGUAUUUAGCAUUGAUAACCUUGAUACCUCCCAUAUGAAGUGUGAAAUUGCUUAAGGGAAAGAAGAACCUAAGUUAUCACACUUUGCAGCAGCAAAUUCCAUAGCUGAUGCACUUAGCAAAGAAGUAUUUCCUUUUGUCUGUCCUAACUUUUUACUGCUUGCAUCUUUUGUCCCUAGAUCUACGGGGGCAUGAGAGGCAUGAAAGGGCUAAUAUACGAGACCUCAGUCCUGGACCCAGAUGAGGUAAGUGAGGCCUGAGGUUGUAGUAGUCACAAUACCCGUCUGGCCGUGCAGCCUGUCCAUGGAGAUGUAUGAAUACCUCUUAAUCUGCCUUUGCCACAUCUGCAGGGCAUCCGUUUCCGUGGCUACAGCAUCCCCGAAUGCCAGAAGCUGCUGCCCAAAGCCCCUGGAGGUGCAGAGCCCCUGCCCGAAGGGCUGUUCUGGUUGCUGGUGACAGGAGAGAUCCCCUCGCAAGAACAGGUAACGAGACAGGAAUGGCUGAAGUAGAGUCUCUGAAUGGGAGGCUGCAGCUGAUACCUUCAGCCCUUCCUUGAAUGCCAUUAUGCAGCCGGGGGGGGGGAGGGGUUGUGAGUGUCUGUGAGCAGGCAGGGAAAGCACUGAGGUGUCUACAUGGCCGAAGGAGAUAGCAAAGGGCAGAGGGAGGCUGCACGCAGCUCAGCACCGAUUCCUUCAUUUUUACUGAGGCAGAGCUUUGUGUUUUCUCCGUUCAGGUGAGCUGGCUGUCCCGGGAGUGGGCCAAAAGAGCCGCCCUGCCUUCUCAUGUGGUGACCAUGCUGGACAACUUCCCCACCAACCUUCACCCCAUGUCACAACUGAGUGCCGCUGUCACCGCCCUCAACAGCGAGAGCACUUUUGCCCGUGCCUACUCAGAGGGAAUCAGCCGGACCAAGUACUGGGAAGUAAGCACAGGGGCGGGCAGCAUUUUGCGUGUGCGGAAGAGGUGCAAGCCGUUUGUGGGCUUGGCAAGCAAAUAAUGGGGGAGGCGGGUGGACAAGCUGUAAGUAUUUUCUUCUGUAGCAUCUGAUCAAUGGCAUCUGGAGGUGAAGUCCUGAAGCCACGUACCAGAAAUGCAGGUGGUUUAUUAUAAUCGUCUACAUAAAAAUGGGCUUUGUUGUUUAUACCUGUAUGCACAAAGCACAUAGACACUUAACAUAGGGUUAUGGCUGUGUAAAGAAAUUUGCGUUGUCUGAGCCUCGUCCCUUCUUUGCGUGAGCUGAAAACUGAAAAUCGUGCACUCAGUGUUGCAAGAAUAAGGCCUUGAAUGUCAGGAUGAUUCUUGCUGAAUGUUAAAAAGGCUAGGGGAAAAUGUAUCUGAAGCUUUCAUUGUCAGAGGGUGGUGAUGAUCCAUGGCCUGCAGCUUAAUCCCCCAAAACGCUCUGGCAAACACCAAGAACUCCAGUGGUGGGGAACUUUGGGGCUUCCAGAUGCCAUUGGAUUCCCAUCAGCCCCAGCCAGCAUGGCCAGUGAUCAGGGGUGAUGGGAGUUGUAGUCCACAACAUCUGGCAGGCUGCAGCUUCCCCAUCCCUGCAUUGGUUUGUCUCGGGUCUUCAUAUUGGGGAGUUGGGCUUACUGAUUGGAAAGCUGCUGCCAGGAUUGCUGAACACCCUUUGUCCUAGGAUUGAUUAGCUAAUGCCAGGUGCUGAUAAAAUUGUGGAGUUUGGGGCAGUGGGCGUGGUCCUUCCUGCUUCUGCACCUAGAGGUGGAAGUUGUUCCAGAAAAGAGAGACACCUAAUGUGUCAAGCCUGACCAAGCCCUGCUGAAGGCUGCCAUAUUUUGACUUGGAAAUGAGCCAGCCCAGUUCAGCUUUUGUUUCGUGCUGAUCCUCAAGCGCAUGGUAAAGGACAGAAGUCAGGUGUGUGAGAAAGACAGAGGUGGAGAGACAGACCUUGGUCCUCACCAUGUGGAAUCCCAGUCACUGCCUUUUUAACAUGAGACCUUGAACAAGAUGACAUGUGCCUCUGGCCUGACCUAAAAUGUGUGUGCACACCCUCGGCACUGAAGCAAAGAGACUUUGGUCUCUGGCCCGUUCCAAUUCUGCCGGCCUGUAUCUGCCCUGAGGCAUUGCUGUCUGGAGUAAAGGGGUAAAGUACUGGGAUGCGGGGAGGCAGUAGUUCUGCUGUUCAUUAACCUUUACCUACUUGUCCCCUGCCCAGCCAAUGCACUGCAGUUAGACAAGAGAACAGGUCCUUUUCCGUGGAAUACUCAUGGGGUGCCAUUGGUAUCAUUUUGAUCCCAGGCAUUUGAGUGUUAAAUCCUCCAGCAGUUGAUUAUAUAUUUUACCUGGAUGAUUUUGGGGGGGAAACUCAUCUCUAUAUUGGGGGACGGAGGGAUUUGUUUCUAGGGUGUUCUGGUAUUAACACCACUUUUAAAUUUGUUUAUUGAGUUCUCCUGGCAAUUGCCAACAAAUUGCUUUGUGCAUUGCAGUUGCCAGCAGAUUGCUUUGAGACUUAUUGUGGAAAGUGACUCAUAAGAAAUAAUAGUUGUUAUUAUAAAAGAGUAGAAAUGUGUGGCAGGAGUGUGAUUCAGAUGCCAGUCCUCUGCCUAUGAGCACAUGAAGGAAGUCCUACCUGUGUGACUCUUGGAAGAAUAAGCAGCAGUGCUUAUCAGCAUUCCUAGGUCUGUUUAUACAUUCAGGACAAACAGUCGCUGAGUCUUGUGGCACCUUUCAAAUGAGUAUAUUUCAUUUUACAGCCGCAGCUGCUUUUGUGCUCUAAGAGUUCAUCCCAUGAGAUGCAUGCAUGAAGGCAGAAUACAAAGACUCUUGUUGCAGACUGUACGCAAGCCGCUCUAGUCUUCAUGUUAACUGUUGUAGCUGUAGCCAGUGAACAGAUCAUAUGUCCCUGCUCUGGCUUGAUUGGAGGGGGAAGACCCCCUACGAGUGGUUCCUGACUUCUACCUCCCCUUCCCCUGUGGGAGUCAUAAAGCCACGGUAAAGGCUUGUAAUAUUGCAGGGUGCCCCCUGACCUCGGCUGACCAGCACUCUGAGCUUUACAAUGUAAUGGAAUGUGUUGGAGCUGUGUUUCCUCUGGGCAGUGAUUGACCUUAUACGGUGUUGGGGGCAAUAAAAGCCUUGACCGGAUGAGGUAACGUGAGACACUGGCAAACAGCCAUGCGGCUGGAGAGAGAGACAAAGGAUAAUAAAUAAGUCUGCAGGAGGAGAGGGAGGAAAAGGAGCUGCUCCUACCAUCAUGAAAAUAUUGCUGGCUCUCUGUGUCAUAAUUUUAUGCUAAACUUCGCCACUUUGUAACGGCUGGCUCCGACAUUCCCCUUCCAUACUUUGCAGUUUAUCUAUGAGGACUCCAUGGACUUGAUUGCCAAGCUGCCAUGUAUAGCUGCAAAGAUUUACCGCAAUCUGUACCGUGAAGGCAGCAGCAUCGGCGCCAUCGAUCCCGCCUUAGACUGGUCGCACAACUUCACCAACAUGCUGGGCUAUAGUGACCCCGAGUUCAUUGAACUCAUGCGCCUCUACCUCACCAUUCACAGGUAAGUCUUGCCUGUCUUGUGUACAAGAGAGGCUUGAAAGAGCUGUGAGCUGACGGAGCAACAGAAAGAACUGAGUCCUGAGCUUUUGUGUGUUUAGCACUUGUGUCCUUCCCCCACACAUCCAUUACUGCCAGCGCACUAAGCAUUGGUGCAAUUUCCCCCAUAUGCUUUCUGUGCUUGAGCAUAAUGAAGGUGCUCAGCAAGCCUUCCUGGGGAGAGCGUUCCACAAACGAGGAGCCACUGCAGAAAAGGCCCACUCUUGUGGAGGAGGCACACAAAGAAGGGCCUCAGAUGACGAUCACACGGUCCAUUCAUAUGAGGAGAGGUGGUCCCUGGGGUCCUUUAAGGCUUUAUAGGUCAAAGUCAGCAUUUUGAAUUGGCCCGGAAACUGAGUAGCAACCAGUGAAGUUGGGCCAGGCUCGGCGCAAUAUACCGUAUUUUUCGCUCUAUAAUACGCACCAGACCAUAAGACGCACCUAGUUUUUGGAAGAGGAAACAAGAAAAAAUAUAUUCUGAAUCCCAGAAGCCAGGACAGCCAGCGGGAUCUCAGUGCAGCGAUCCCACUGGCUGUCCUGGCUUAUGGGAUAGCCGCACGCUGUGCUCCGGAGGCUUCGCAUUGCUUUCGCUGAAGCCAUGGAGCCUGCAUUCACUCCAUAAGUCGCACACACAUUUCCCCUUAUUUUUAGGAGGGGAAAAGUUUGUCUUAUUGAGUGAAAAAUACGGUAAUCUCAAACCGUCUUUCCCCGGUGAGCAACCCAGCUGCCGAAUUCUACACCAGCUGAAGUUUCUGAACUGCCUUCAGGGGCAGCCCUAUGUACAACACAUUGCAAUAAUCUAACCUAGAGGUUACCAGGGCAUAGACAGCAAUAGUUAGGCUGUCUAGGUAAGGGCGUAGCUGGGCCGCCAGCCGAAGCUGAUGGAAGAUGGUCCAUGCCUCUGAGGCCACUUGAGCAUCAAGCGACAGCAAAGGAUCCAGGAGUACCUCCAAGCUCCUUCAAAGGGAAUGUAACUUCCCAUUCGUCCAACCACCCACUAACAAUGCCCCAGUCUUAUCUGGAUUGAGAUUCAGUUUGCCAACAGGCAUAGCACUUAAGCAUCUGAUAUAAUCUGUAGCCUUUUGCGACAGUUGAGAUGUGCAGGGAGCUGGGUGCAUAGUUCAGGGGUUAGAGUUUCCAUGUAUAACGUCCUAACUUCAAUCCAUGGAAUAUUCUGUUAAAGCGGUAGCCUUCAAUAUUUAACCCACCUUUAACCCAAACGUGAAUUUGGUGUCCCAUUUCUAAAUCUUCUUUUUACCAUGUUUGUAUGCUGCUACUCCUGCUGCUGUUAGAUCAAGCUGUGACCCAGCAGUUGGUCCCAAUCCAUCAGCCCAACUGAGAGGCCUCUGCCUGAAAUCCUGUUGCUAGUUGGGUUAAUAUGACUUCAUAUGUUCCAUGGGUAGGCAGACUAAGGCCCGGGGGCCGGAUGUGGCCCAAACGCCUUCAAAAUCCUGUCCAGGAAUCAGUGUGUUUUUACAUGAGCAGAAUGUGUCCUUUUAUUUAAAAUGCAUCUCUGGGUUAUUUGUGGGGCAGAGGAAUUCGUUCAUGAUUAUUUUUUUCAAAAUAUAGUCCGGCCCCCCGACAAGGUCUGAGGGACAGUGGACAGGCCCCCUGCUGAAAAAGUUUGCUGACCCCUGAAUGUUCUCUUAAGCGGCUCCCUCUAGUGGCAGAGAACCCUAACUUUUGUUUAACCCUCAAUUGGGAGCUACAUGUUACAAGGGUAAUGUUACUUUCGCCCUGGUAGGUUGUUUCUUGCAGCUGUGGUGUGCUGGGGCUGUAGAAUUGUAGAGUUGGAAGGGACUCCGUUGGGUCAUCUAGUCCAACCCCCUGCAGUGCAGGAAUCUUUUUGCCCAAUGUGGGGCUUUAACACACAACCCUGACGUUAAGAGUCUCAUGCGCUAUUGACAGAGCUGUCUGAACAUCUUUCAUGCUUGCAUAUGAUGACCAUAAAAUGAAUUCAUUGUAACUGCUAUUGUACUUCUGGAAUAUUAUGUGUGUCAUCUUUUCUGUUCAGGAAGAAAUGUUGGUGAGAAUCUUAAUUUAUUAACCAUUGGCCAAAUCCAUACAAAACUUCAUUUCAGUCUGCUUGCUGUGCGCUCUAAGCUUCCUUGUUCCCUGCUGAUUUCCCCCCUCCCCCUUUGUUUUCUGCAGUGACCACGAGGGUGGUAAUGUCAGUGCCCAUACCAGUCACCUAGUGGGCAGUGCCCUCUCCGACCCUUACCUGGCUUUUGCUGCAGCCAUGAAUGGUCUGGCUGGCCCACUCCACGGUCUUGCAAAUCAGGUAGGGGGCUGCAUUGCCGAGCAGUGCUGGCAAAUCUUGAAUUUGGCGGAGAGCCUUUAGGGAGCCCUCCCUGUUCUUGCACAUUAUCAGCAAAUCUCACGGGCUUUUUGCAGGAAGUGCUGGUAUGGUUGACGAACUUGCAGAAGGAGCUGGGUGAGGAUGUGUCUGACACGAAACUGAGGGAUUUCAUCUGGAAUACUUUGAACUCUGGCAGGGUGAGUGUUGGCGGCAUCAAAGCCUUAAUGGGGCAACAGAGGGAGGGGUUGCAGUUGGGAGGAAACUGUAGAGAUUUAGGUUGCAGUGAGGUCUGUUAUAAAAUGGGGUGGUAGGGGCACAGAGAGACCACACAGGCUUAUGGGAUUUCAACUUGUAAACUCCACAAAAGCAUAUAUGCGCAGCCAUAUUUAGGUUUUUGUUUUGCUUUUUAAGCUGAGCUUCUCAGGAAGAGGAAUUCUGUCUAAAGUAUUCAUUCUUCUUUUUCCUGCACUUCCCACAGUCCUGGUGCCGUUCCCCUGUCCUAUUUUAUCAAUUCAAUGUGGGGACUCUUAGAAUAGCAACUCAUGUCCUGUUCUGUGUUAGAAAGGAAUAUCUUCCCCCUCCACCACGUUGAUUACAGGACCACAAGGAGUGGCCUAAAUGUAUUUUAAGGAUGCGUAAUUAUCCCCCAGUUCUUCUUUAGCAGCCACUGGGAAGUGAAGUCCGUUAAUUAGCUGCAGAAGAAAGGCAUUGAUGUACUAGCUAGUGGAUUCCCAGUGCCUUUGUAGUCUCACUUGGCAUAGAAAUGGGGAGCAAAAGCAGGAAGUCAGGUGCUGGGAGUCAUCAACAAUGGGAGAAGAUAAACAAGGACUUCAAGUCAGUCUAUGCUAUCGGCCAAUAGGUCACUCCUCCUAGAAACCAGCCAGGAGACAGUUGCCAGGAUGAAGCUGUACAGAAAAUGGAUAUGGCCGCCUAGAUUUUCUCUUGCUGUCUGUGUGCAAAUAUAUAUUUCACACGCACACAAUUUCCAAUCAUGAUCUCAUUCCACAAGCUUUAAACUGCUGUAGGGCUGGGGGAAGAGGAGGAAGCUCCCAGGUGAGAGCUGGGAGGGUUUCCUCUUCUGUACAUGCAAUAAGAGUUAAGAUACAGUGCUGGAGGACCUGGUAUUCACUUUCUCUACUUUUCUUCUUUAUUUUCUUCCUUCUCUUAUUCUUGCUUUUUUCUUAUCUCUCUAGAUUAGUUUGGCUCUUAUUGUAUUUUAUGUUGGAAACUUUUAAUAAAAAUUGAUUAAAAACUUAGCCUGCUCCAGGGCUUGUUAAAACAGGUCAGUGUAAAAAAUGAUUGUGAGCUGGUGGGAACUGCCUAAAGAGUCCCACAGGCAGGAUGGUGGGGGAAGGUGAGAAAUCAAAGGUAGUGGUGGCACUGUGUGAAAACCUAUCGAUCAAGGUGUGGAUGUUGGCAACUAUGAAGGGGGCUGAGUACUUGCCUGUUAACCCCUUUGCACAUCAUAUUGGGUACCACCCACAAGAUUCUGUCAACGUCUCAUGUUGCAGGUGGUUCCUGGCUAUGGCCACGCAGUGCUGAGGAAGACGGACCCUCGCUACACCUGCCAGAGAGAAUUUGCGCUCAAGCACCUUCCCAAAGAUCCCCUCUUCAAGCUGGUGGCGCAGCUAUACAAGAUUGUCCCUAAUGUGCUGCUGGAACAGGGCAAGGCCAAGAAUCCCUGGCCCAAUGUGGACGCACAUAGUGGGGUCCUCCUGCAGGUGAGCUAACUACCUUUGGUAGUUUGGUAGUUUGGUCUUUGAGGGCAGAGACCAAAGCCCUGGACUUUCUCAGCUAAAGGUGCCUGCUAGAAUCUGGGCCCUACAAGCACAUUUCUUAGGACUGAGCACUGGGAAUAUAUUUCCCUGGGAACUUGCCUUGCAGGCUCAAAUAGAGGGCGCUCUCAGCCCAGAUUAGUAUCACACUUUGCCUUGGGUCUAAGGCAGAGGAUCAUCUCACCUUGCUUUCCAAAGCAUGGGGGGAGAUUUAGCACUGCCUAAAACUUACGCUUUUGGACAGAAAUGGAUGGAACCCACCAUAUUCAGACCAAUAGGUGCAGGGAAUCUUGUGAUAAGUAUCUUUAAAGGAUGAGUUUUUAUUUUAAAAAUGGUUUUGAAGCUGUUGUGGUUUUGAGAAUUUGUUGCACUGGCUCCUGCUAGUGCAACUCUUUAGUUGCAUCCAGCCCAUAAUAUAAGGGAAGGAUAAAAGCAGGGUUUGAAAAACAUAGUUGAGGCUUAGAUGAUGUACCGAAAUCACAAAAUGCCAAGCUGAUUAGGACAGAGGUGGAUGUGUCACUCUCAAAAGCACUGCAACGAAGUAAAAGGAGAGUCCUGAUAAAAGGUAUUUUGUGAUGGGAAACUAGAGCUCUCAGUCACAGACUACUUCUCCCUCACCUCUGCCUGGUGUUUUCUGUUUAUGUGGAGCACAAAACCCAGUAUCUUAGAAGCUCUGAAGCCUCAGAGCCUGUCUGCUACACCUUGGGCCACCUUGCAAUCUGAGGGUCAGCUGCCUCACCUCAUCAAAAUGACAUCAGGUGACUUGUUUUCACCAGUCGUGGUGGAUGUGGCUGUGUUUGGGUGAAAUGGAGGCAGCCUGGUGAACUUUAUGGGGCCAGAGGUUCCCAACAGCUGCUUUAAAAACUCAAGCUGGCUGGAUGCUGUAGGUGCACCUGUGUUCAGUUCAGGUAUGGGAUUGCCUGGCAGGGCUGAAUCUGGUUUUUUGGGGAGUGGUACAGGCCCCAAGUUGACUUGUGCACCACACUCGCUCUGAUGUCAGAGGGAUCAGUCUGCAUCUUAUAUGCUUAUGCCACUUUGCUGCUCUAGGUAGCGCAGAAGCAAGCUUGAGUCCGUUCCCUGGGGCAAAGCCUCUAUUUCCAGGCACUAGAUUAAAUGUUUCUGCUUGUGCCCCACCAGUACACAGAGCUGCUCCUAUCCUUGUCCGCAAGCCCAGUUUAUUUCCCAACUAGGGCGCUGAACCAGCUCUGCAGGAUUUACCGCAGUGUGAUAGCAAUUUCUAUCUUUUGGGGAGGAUAUUGGUAAAUCCGCAGUGCAACCUGAAGCACCUUUUUUGCACUCAGUUUGUGGGUGCUAAGUGAAUUUGUGGGUGCUAAGUGGGUGCAAAGGAAGCUUUGACUCAGCUGUUGAUUUGCACAGUGUUCUAGAAUGUGGCCGACAUUCCCACGUAGCUCUGCAUAGUAGGGGAAGGGCAAUAAUUGCCUGGGGCCGCUUGUUUUGCCAUAGCCAAUAAGCCGGUUGUGGAACCCUUGGUAAAUUGUAUGCCAAUCACCAUUUGAACUCCUACACUUGCAGAGCCCAGGCAGGGUGGUGGUGUGCCUCCCUCUAGUGGUGGCUUAGGAGGCCUUGCAGAUGCUAUUAUAUCCAACCAUAGUAUAGGAAUAGCAUGAGGCAGAAUUCCUAAACGACUGGGAUUUGCGGUGGGCAAACCUGAAAUGUUUCGGCUGGUAUGAGACGAAGAAUCAGAGUGCUUUGCCCUAUCCCCCACCCUUCUAAUUUCUGCAAAUUUUUAAAGGAAAAACCCUACAGGAAGUGACUGAAAAAAAACUUUCCUCUUCUGCCCCCUUGGAACAGCAAAAAAAAAUCACUUUGCAAGGGCUGUAGGAUUCAUGUCACUUCCAGGAAUUAUUUCUUGUGUGUAAGAAGGAUCAGAUAUAACAGCAUUCAGUUUGUAUGUUUUCUUAAUCUCUUCCUGUGAGGCCCCUCGGAGCAAUAUACAGUAUAGAUUAUGACAGUGCCCAGUCAGGUUUGUGUGUGUCCCCCAGUGCCUCCCAGGAACCUCACAGGUGGGUUUUGAAGGUGAUGCCCUUCUGGUUUUCCUGAACACCUAGUUUUUGAGGUAUACUGUAUCUGUAGGUGGAGAUUCCAUUUUAGCACUCUCAACCAUCGUGGCCAAUACAGUGGAACCUUGGUUCUCAAACGCCUUGGUACUCGAACAUUUCGGCUCCCAAAAGCCGAAAACCCGGAAGUAAGUGUUCCGGUUUUCAAAUGUUUUUUGGAAGCUGAACAUCCGAUGUGGCUGUCGGCUAUUGUUUUCAGGGCACUUGCACCCAUCGGAAGCUGCGCCUUGGUUUUUGAAUGUUUCAGAAGUCGAACGGACUUUGGAACGGAUUACGUUCAAGAACCAAGGGACACCUAGAGGGCUAAAGGGUUCCCUAUAUUUGCCAUAUAGGUUACAAUAAAGUUUACUUACUUAAGGGUUCUCUAUGCCUGGUAAGUGGUCUUUUUCCUCCCCGGGGCCGUCCUCCUAACCACCACCUCUUUCUUUCUGCAGUACUACGGCAUGAAGGAGAUGAACUACUACACUGUGCUGUUUGGUGUGUCUCGAGCUCUUGGCGUCCUGUCGCAGCUCAUCUGGAGCCGGGCGCUUGGCUUCCCUCUGGAGAGACCCAAAUCCAUGAGCACAGAUGGGCUGAUGGUGCUUGUGGGUGCAAAGUCAGGUUAAAGCAAGGGAUAACGUGGCAGGGGGUUAGCUGUCGAGGGAACGGUAGAGACAAUACGACUUUUUUGUGUUUUGUUCAAAGGGCCUUGAAAAGAUCCUUCCUUAGAGGCACUGACCAUCGCAUAUUUUUUUCAGGUUAUUUAUGGGAUAAAUUCAGAUAAAACUUAUAGAUACUUAUCCUCCCCCCUCCUCCACACCUGCUACCUUAAAAUACCACCUUAAAGUUAGUUUAGAUUCCUAAGCGCAGGGCCCAGGGCAGCUCUUCCCAACCUGAGCUGAUGCCCCCGGCUAGAGAGAAUGUUGCUUCUUUCCAGCUCAGACUCCUCCUCUUUCAUCCCCUCUUAUCGCCCCAGGUUGCAGGCCAGGAGCAGAGAAUACUUCCCCUUUAACAAUCAUGUCAUAUCACAUGCUGCUUUUUACCACCUUUCACAGAUGGGGUGUUCUGCAUUUUAAACAACGCCCUCCCUUUUUGGCAGGAGGGGGUUGGAGAGGAAAGCAGUUCUUUCCCGUCAGCUGAGCGCCAUCCCCUUUUGUAUACCCUUCUCCCGCCGCUGUCAAAAACGGCAGAAUUGUGCUCUUAAAAGACAGAGCAGGUGAGGCUGUGACUUGAGUCACACUCCGGUGAAAAAGGUGAGUACAGCUCACCUCCUUGCCUACCAAAGAGGGGCAACACAGACCUUUCCCUUCCCCCAAUCCAAAGCUACCACAGCACUAGGUUGUCCUGACCUGCAUUAAUGCACACAACCCACUGGGCAACCCACUGCCCCCCCCAAAAAAAACCCUGAUCUUCUGCGAGAUGGUGCUUUGUUCCCAAAGAUAAGACUCUCAAGAAACUUAAUCUGCCAGGAACAAAUAGCUCCUUGCCUCCCUCCUCUUCGGCCAGAGGAGAUGAGAGCAGCGUGUUUGAAGCAAGUGACCUCCCCAUCCCAUUUUUAAUUUUGACUUGAGUGUUGGUGCUGUGGUACUGAAAAGGUGGGUUGAGGGUGUCUCAAUAGCAAAGAAGGUAUUGGUAACGUUUCCAAAACGGCAGCUUUUAAUAGCAUUGCCGUGUGGCGCUAAAUUGGCUGGCCACACCUUGAGAGCAGCGAUAGGUGAAAAGAAUGGAGCCUGUCUCCUGGCCUCCUUUCCUCUCUAGAAAGGACUUCAUACACUCCUACCAAUGUUUGUUUUUUCUCUGUGUGUUUGUGUGAAACCCUUUUUGUCCUAAAACCACAAACAAAACAAAAAAAGGAAAGAAAAACCCCAAUCUUAAGUUGAAGGCACAGUGUCAACAGCUGUGUAAGCAUCAGCGUUCCGUUGCAAACUUCAGGUGGUUCUGUACAAACUGCAAAAUAAAUGUUUUUAUUAACAAGUUACAGUAUUGGAGUCUGUCCCUAUGUAUCAGUGAGGCCUGCAGCCCUUUGAACUAUUGCUCCCAGUGACUGUUUGCGCCCCCACACACUCAAUUCUUACCAGCCAUCAUAGUUUGCUUAGGAUACUGGAAACGCAUAAUCCUAAAGGAACAGAACAACCAGAGCUUCUUUACAGGUAGGCAAACUAAGGCCCCGGGGGCCAGAUCCAGCCCAAUCGCCUUCUAAAUCCGACCCAUGGACGGUCCGGGAAUCAGCAUGUUUUUACAUGAGUCUCCUUUUAUUUAAAAUGCAUCUCCGGGUUAUUUGUGGGGCAUAGGAAUUCGUUCAUUUUUUUCCCUUUCUCUCCAAAAUAUAGUCCGGCCCCCCACAAGGUCUGAGGGACAGUGGACCGGCCCCCUGCUGAAAAAGUUUGCUGACCCCUGAGGUACACAUUGGCAACUCCAAAAGUCCCCGUGACAGCAAACACAAGCUGUGUGUGUGUGUGUGUGUGUGUGUGUGUUUGUGUUUGUUGGUUUGGAGUGGUCAGUGGAAUGGAGCUGCCCCACUUAACUUUUUACUUACACCGUUUCAUAUCCUAAUUUGAAGUUGCUGCUUCCUCCGCAGCAGGGGUGGGACGUACAGCUACUUGUCCAAAGGAAUAACCCCAAGGUUCCUCCUAUUUUUCUUCAUUUUUGUCCCUUUUGUAUAUGCUCGUUCAAUAAACUCUGUUGUACAAUCACU
Podarcis lilfordi (Lilford's wall lizard) is the source of this 34982-nucleotide messenger RNA. NCBI's taxonomy places the organism in Eukaryota, Metazoa, Chordata, Lepidosauria, Squamata, Lacertidae. The record is from the annotation of a GenBank genome assembly.